Myotis daubentonii (Daubenton's bat) is the source of this 1002-nucleotide messenger RNA. Its product is annotated as melanoma-associated antigen B4-like. Lineage: Eukaryota; Metazoa; Chordata; Mammalia; Chiroptera; Vespertilionidae. Gene Ontology annotation, biological process: negative regulation of transcription by RNA polymerase II. The record is from RefSeq and is a predicted model, not a curated record. Gene Ontology annotation, cellular component: nucleus.
AUGCCUCGUGGUCAUAAGAGCAAGCUCCGUGCUCAGAGGAAACAUCACCAAAACAGAGCUGAGAAACAAGGUGAUAAGAGUGCUCAGGCCGCUGCAGGAGAGGAAGGAGAGGGCAUUUGCUCCUCCUCUUCUGUUUUAGGGGAUGCUGGUGCUGGCCCUCUCCAGGCACCUCCGAGUGCCCCAGCCACCACCAGUGCCACUGCAGGUGCCUCCUGUGAAAGAUCUGCUGUAAAAGCCAAAGGCCAGGUUCAGAAAAGUAAAAAAUCCUCCCAGGCCUCCACUGCCACUGAGAGUUCUGGCCAAGAUCUUCUAACUCAGAAGGCAAAUAUGUUGGUACGGUACCUGCUGUAUCAACAUAAAAAGAACCAGCCCAUUAGAAAGGGAGACAUGCUGAAGAUCAUCCGCAAGUGGUUCAGGAAGGACUUCCCUGAGAUCCUCAGGAGAGCCUCUGAGCGCAUGGAUCGGUGGUUUGGCCUGCAAGUGAAAGAAGUGAAGCCCAGCGGUAAUUCCUACACCCUUAUCGACAGUGAAGAUGAGAGUGUGAGCAGCGGCUUCAGAUUUCCUAACAAAGGGAUCCUGAUGCCUGUCCUGGGUGUCAUCUCCUUGAAUGGCAACAGCGCCACUGAGGAGAUGAUCUGGGGAUUCCUGAAUAAGAUGAGUGUCUAUGAUGGAAAGAUUCACUUCAUUUUUGGGGAGCCCAGGAAGCUUAUCACCCAAGAUUUGGUGCAGGAAAAAUACCUGCUGUACAAGCUUGUGCCCAACAGUGACCCUCCACGCUAUGAGUUCCUGUGGGGUCCAAGAGCCCACGCUGAGACCAGCAAGAUGAAAGUCCUGGAGUUUUUCUCCCUGCUCAAUAGUAACAUCCACACAGUCUUUGCACCCCAUUUUGAAGAGGCUUUGAAAGAAGAGGAUGAGAGAGCCCAAGCCAGAGCCCAAGCUGCACCUAGGGCUGCCCCUCCUCCCAAGGCCAGUGGGCGCUCCAGGGCCAAAUCCAGCCUCUAA